Molecule: messenger RNA, 2286 nt
Organism: Dioscorea cayenensis subsp. rotundata (Guinea yam)
Lineage: Eukaryota; Viridiplantae; Streptophyta; Magnoliopsida; Dioscoreales; Dioscoreaceae
Product: WD40 repeat-containing protein HOS15-like
Exons: 11
Coding region: 22-2286 (754 amino acids)
Biological process (GO): regulation of transcription by RNA polymerase II
Cellular component (GO): histone deacetylase complex
Molecular function (GO): protein binding; transcription corepressor activity
Source: RefSeq, a predicted model, not a curated record
GAUUUCUCCGAGUUAGACACAAUGGAAUCGGAUCCGAACUGGAGCCGAAUGGAACUCGGAAAGCCCAAAGAAUUCUCUGCCAGGUUGAUCCCCUUCCCGAACGCCGAUGUCCGCGGCAAGCUCACUUCCGAUCAGCUCAACGUUCUCAUCUCCCAAUAUCUCCUGGAAAAAGGUUUCAAACAUACUGCAUUUGCAUUUGAUGAUGAAGCAGAGAUUGAGAAUAUUCCAAUUGAUAAAAGCAAAAUUGACAAGGAUGCUCUUUCUUCAUUUGUACAUAAAGGUCUUCAAUACUCCCAAUUGGAGGCAAAUUUGCAUGCAACCAAUGAUGAUUCUUGUAUAGAGUGUUAUCGCCUUGAACCUUUGGAUAUUAUGACAAAUAGUGUACAUGGCUUAUCAAAAAUCAUAAAGAGGAGGAAAGAUAAGGGGAAGGGAAAAUGCAUUGACUAUGGUGUAUCUAACCAAGAGCAAGAAAGCAAAGAACAGGGAAAAAAUAUUGAUGUGCAUGGAGGACCUCAAUUAAUGGACCACACCCCUAAUUCGCCAUUAGUGACUCAUCAAGUUUCUGACUCAGAUGCAUAUCUUUUGGAAGGACAUAGUUUAAAGGUUUCUGCCUGUGCUUGGAGUCCGACAGAUUCUCUUCUAGCAGUUGGGUCGUCAGAUUCAAUGGCAAUGAUAUGGAAAAUUUCUAAUGACCUUUCCACUAUUUAUAAUUCAAAUCCGGAUGUGCAGUGUCUAAUUCGUCCUGAUGCAAUCGACAAUGGGCUAGAUGGAUUCAACACACUUGCUUGGAACGGAGAAGGGGAACUACUUGCAACAGGGUCAUUGGAUGGGCUGGUAAUUAUCUGGAGUAAGAAUGGUGACUUAAAGAAGAGGCUGGGAAAUCAUAGAGCUGUUAUAUUCUUCAUAGGAUGGAACAGUAAAGGUGAUUUUCUCCUUACCGGUAGUCGUGGUAACAGAAUUGUUGUUUGGGACACUAAUACAUGGGAGUCUAUACAAGAAGUUGCAUUUCAUUCAGAACUGCUUGCUGUUACAUGGAGGAAUGAUACUUCAUUUGCAGCAUGCUUAAGGGACAAGAGAAUUUGCAUUUACAACAUUGGAGAGCCUAAGCCAGUCAAAACUUUUUCUGGAUAUCAGGCUGACCUUCAUGGUAUCAAAUGUAAUCCUACUGGGAGUUUGUUGGCUUCAUACUCUCAUGGCAUGACCAUAAAGGAAAUGGAGUCCUCCCUCAGCAAAAGUACCACUUUCCCACUUUCAAAGCAACAUUUUUCCAAAAAUCCCUAUACAGGUCUCAAUAGCUAUCCUUUAGACUCUCCAUUUUCUUUUCAUAUCCCUCUCCACUUAUCAUUAGAUCCACAAGAGAGAAACUAUAUUGAUAACAUUUGGGCAAAUAAUCGAAAUCCUCAUUUUCCAAAAAUCCCCACUUCCUUUAGUGAUUACCUCCACCAUAAAAAUCUUAAAAUGCAGCUUCAUGAACCUUCUCUUAAACCCAAAUCUUUAGAUGCUUUCUUAGAACUCCAACAAACAAAUCUUAUCCUUUCCGGAGAAAUAUUAGAUCUUAAACAGCAACUAGAACAGAUAACAAAAAAGUAUGAACAAGAAAAGACUGAGAAGAACUUAUUAAAAGAAGAAUGGGAAAAAGAAAUGAAAAAUAGAGAGCAAGGUUUUGAGAAAUUUCCUCCUCAAAUCAGUCUUUUCCAGAAUGAAAUCAUGAAGAUAGUAUACCAAGACAAACACCAUCAAUUGGUUCAGAUGGUGCAAUUCUUAGAAAAAAUGGCGACUUCUCCUUUACAAGUUGACGGACUUAGUUUCUACAUGCUAAAAUUCAGAGGACAACAUCAUCCAGGAAUUCAGACAUGCAUAUGCCAGGAAGGUUUUUCUAUAAUCCAAGCCACAAUUAGUCUUUUUGAAUGGGACGGAACUUUCACUGAUUUUACUAUUGAACAACUCUUUGAGCUUGGACUGUUGAAGAAACUAAUUAUUACUAAAGAAGAACAAAUGAAGAUCUUACCCCAAUUUCCUACAAGACUUAAAAAGAUUAUAUCCUCUAUGAUGAGCUACUACCCAAGACAUUUUGUUGUGUUAGAAAUUUUCAGUAUUCCUCCUUCAUAUCAAGGAUAUCCAGUCUACACUCAACACUAUGUCCGAAUUGAUAUGGUCCGCCAUGGAAGUCCUACUACUUAUCAAUGGGAUUAUCAUUCUUUCUCAUCUAAUCAUAUUGAGCUCUCUAUAGAAGAAAGACUUAAAAGGUGGAGAGCUUAUGCUCUUGGAACAGUUGACAAGAAAUAA